AUGCCGGGCUUAGGAGCUGUGAUCUGCGAGAAAUUCGCCGCUCAGGGUGCCGACGUGGCGGUCAAUUAUGUGAACAACAAGGAGCGCGCCAAUCAGGUCGCCGAAAAGUGUUCACGACAGUUUGGAGUUCAUGCCAUUACUGUUCAAUCUGACAUUGGCGUCACGGAGGACAUUGCGCGCCUGAUUGCAGAGACGGUCAAGCUACUCGGUGGACUUGAUAUCAUCAUCAAUAACGCAGGAUGGACUCGUUUCUCAACAUUUGGUGACCUCCAUGCUCUCAGUCAUGAUGAAUGGAACAAGUGCUGGACUAUCAACGUCAUGUCUCAACUGUCGCUGAUGCAAUAUGCCGCACCAAUCUUUAACAACAACCCCGAUGGCGGCGUCUUCAUCAUUACAUCAUCUAUAUCAGCCAUCACCGUUUACGGCAGCAGCAUGGGCUACUGCGUCACCAAAGCUGCGGGUUUGAGACUGAUGAAGUGUCUGGCUUCUACACAAGGCCCGAAGAUCAGAGUCAACGCGGUUCUACCGGGGCUUCUGCUGACAGAAUGGUGCCUGCUAUCAUUCUGGACUACGCUGAUCAGUUCUUAUGCUCUUUAUACACAAAAGGGCAUGCAAUUUCCAGAAGCAGCGCGAAAGGUUGCCACUGAGAGGGCCGUACUCAAACAAGAGGUCCGUCUCUCCGGCCCCCGUAUAUAG
Fonsecaea multimorphosa CBS 102226 is the source of this 696-nucleotide messenger RNA. RefSeq lists its product as uncharacterized. The record is from RefSeq and is a predicted model, not a curated record. The coding region runs from base 1 to 696 and encodes 231 amino acids. Gene Ontology annotation, molecular function: oxidoreductase activity. The transcript is spliced from 6 exons. NCBI's taxonomy places the organism in Eukaryota, Fungi, Ascomycota, Eurotiomycetes, Chaetothyriales, Herpotrichiellaceae.